AUGGACAAAGGAUGGGGGCUCACCCUUGAUUCUGACUCCUUCGGCUUCUUCCUCAACAAGCCCCCGGCUGCUGUUAAGCUUGAUCAUCAUCAAAACAACAACAAGAGAAGCAAUUUUUUUGGUGGAGAAAGGAUGUUUCCGGGUAUGGAAUUCCCCGUCAAACUUGGCGGCAGGGAAGACCAGCUGGCUGGUCCACAGCCAUCCAUUCAUGACAACAAUAAUCGUGUGGUUGUGGACGAGGUCGACUUCUUUUGCAAUACUACAACCGCUGAUGAUCAUCAUCAGGAUUUGAAAUCCAACGGUACAAUCAGCGUCAAGAAGGAGAAUUGGACUGGCUUGGAUGUAAAUACUGGCUUGCACCUUGUUACUGCUAACACCGGAAGUGAUCAGUCAAUGGUUGAUGAUGGGAUUUCAUCCGAUGUGGAUAACAAAAGAGCAAAGAAUCAUGAGCUGGCACAGUUGCAAGUGGAGCUCCAACGUAUGAAUUCUGAAAAUCUGAGGCUGAAAGAAAUGCUUGGUCAGGUGACCAACAACUACAGUGCUCUGCAGAUGCAUGUUGCAGCUGUAAUGCAACAACAGCAGCAGCAAAAUCAAACAGCCUCGGCUGAUCAAAGCUCUCAAUUAAACCAUGAUCAGAAUGUUGAAGCAAAGUCUGAUCAAGAGAAGAAACAAGCGUUGAUGCCAAGGCAGUUUCUAAACUUGGGCCCCAGGGCCACAGCCGAGACCGAUGACCAAGUUUCCAAUUCUUCAUCAGAAGCCAGAACCCGAUCGGCUUCACCUCAGAACAUUAAUGAAGCUGCAUCAUCAAAAGAUCAUCACCUGAAGAAAAACGAUCAUCCGAUUGGUCCAUUGGAUCCCGAAAACUCUAACAAUUUCAGGGAUGGUAAAAGGGUUGGAAGGGAAGAGAGUCCUGAAUCUGAAUCACAAGGCUGGGUGCCCAACAAGGCUCCUAAGCUCAACUCCGCAGCUAAUAAGCCAACUGAUCAAUCCACCGAGGCCACCAUGAGGAAAGCCCGCGUAUCGGUUCGAGCCAGAUCAGAAGCUCCCAUGAUUACUGAUGGAUGUCAAUGGCGAAAAUACGGACAAAAGAUGGCAAAAGGAAACCCAUGUCCUCGUGCAUAUUAUAGAUGUACCAUGGCUGUUGGUUGUCCUGUUCGCAAACAAGUACAACGUUGUGCUGAGGACAGAACCAUAUUGAUCACAACAUAUGAAGGCAACCAUAACCACCCUCUGCCUCCAGCUGCAAUGGCCAUGGCAUCAACCACAACAGCAGCAGCAAGCAUGUUGCUUUCAGGCUCCAUGUCAAGCGCAGACGGGAUAAUGAACCCAAACAAUUUGCUAGCCAGAGCAAUUCUUCCAUGCUCAUCAAGUGUGGCAACAAUCUCAGCCUCUGCUCCUUUCCCUACUGUCACAUUGGACCUCACCACCACCCCAUUACAGUUCCAAAGACCACAGUCCCAAUUUCAAGUCCCUUUCCCAGGGCAACAGCCACAACUGCCUCAAGUUUUCGGACAGGCCCUUUAUAACCAAUCCAAGUUUUCUGGGCUUCAGCUGUCUCAGGAUUUAAUGGGGUCUAAUUCCCAACAGCAGCAACAACAUUUGCCGCAUCAAACUCAGUCUGCCUCGUUCGCUGACACGGUGAGUGCCGCUACAGCUGCCAUAACUGCCGACCCAACUUUCACUGCUGCUCUUGCGGCCGCCAUCACCUCCAUCAUCGGUGGAGGUCAUCCGAACAACAACAACAACAACAACAGCGCCUCGACGACCUCCAACAACAGCAAUGGAGGCAACAACAACAACGGCAACAGCAAAAUGAGCGGCUUCCCAGGACAUUAACUAGGAUAUUGGGGGACCUAUUAUUUUUUGUUAAUUUGUUGAUUUUUAUUUUAGUGUUGGCCGUGUCUCAGUCAGGUUUCUGCUUCUGUUUUUGGGGUCUAGAACGAGAUAACAUGUUCAUAUCUUUUGUUCUUGUUGUUGGGGAGGGUUUAGAAUCGUCGUUAGAUCGAUCACAACUUCAUUCUUUCUUUCUUUUUUUCUUUUUUGUUUUGAAUAAUUUGAUUCAAAUUUUUCAGUAAAUACACACGAAAACAGAAAAGUAGCUUCGUUUA
Molecule: messenger RNA, 2108 nt
Organism: Prunus avium (sweet cherry)
Lineage: Eukaryota; Viridiplantae; Streptophyta; Magnoliopsida; Rosales; Rosaceae
Product: putative WRKY transcription factor 31
Biological process (GO): regulation of DNA-templated transcription
Molecular function (GO): DNA-binding transcription factor activity; sequence-specific DNA binding
Source: RefSeq, a predicted model, not a curated record